GAUUUGAAACAAGUCGAGGAAAACCAACGCGAACCAUCUUAUUUUCUACUGAAAGAGUGACUCCAAAUAGCUGGGAAAGUGGACUUUUCAUUCUAUUCUUGGUUUUCUUUGCUAUUAUUGCUGAUGGCUAUGUGCUUAAGAAGGUAAACAGAGUCCUAGCUUACUUGGGCAAACUUCAUAUUGUGGGAGGGGGAAAGAGAUUCAGGUUUUAUCAGGAUUGUAGAAUCCUACUAGGAGCAAAUAGAAACUUCUUUCUGAGUUGUUCUAUAAUUAUAACUUCUGUGAUUCCCCCAGAACUGCCAAUGGAGUUAUCAAUAGCUGUUAAUACCUCUUUAAUUGCAUUAGCACGCGGUGGUAUUUUCUGCACAGAACCAUUCAGAAUACUCUUUGCUGGGAAGGUUGACGUAUGUUGCUUUGACAAAACAGGGACUCUUACAUCAGAUGACAUGGAGUUUCAAGGAGUAGUCGUAUUGGCUUAUGAUGCAAAUUUAGAAUCAGAUGCUAUUAAACUGCCUCUACGCACUGUGGAAGUUCUCGCAGCGUGUCAUGCUUUAGUUUUUGUUGAGAACAAAUUGGGUGGGGAUCCUCUCGAAAAGGCAGCACUUAAAAGGCAUAGAUUGGAUAUACACCUCUGACGAGAAGGCCAUGCCUAAAAAAAAUGGCGAACACAACGACGAAGACCGCAGGAAAAGACGAAGAACAGGUUUUGGGUGACUAGCGGUCGACCGCGGGUGGCGCGGCGGUCGAUCGCAAACAUGUACACAAGUUGGGAAACUCUCUGGAUUUUUGGUGGUUGAUCGCGACCGAACCCUGGAGUUGGGUUGACCUCUGGAGUUUUUGCGGUCGACCGCGACAUGGGUUCGGCGGUCGACCGCGUAGCGGGUUUGGGCUUGUUUCGUUUCCUGUUCUGAUUGGGUUUGUUGUUUGAUAUAAAUAGUGAUCACGUUUUUUAGGGUAUUCUAUUGAUUGAUUGGGUA
Messenger RNA from Asparagus officinalis (garden asparagus), 977 nucleotides. Its product is annotated as probable manganese-transporting ATPase PDR2. The transcript is spliced from 7 exons. Gene Ontology annotation, biological process: intracellular calcium ion homeostasis. Gene Ontology annotation, cellular component: endoplasmic reticulum membrane. Gene Ontology annotation, molecular function: P-type ion transporter activity; nucleotide binding. The coding region runs from base 303 to 635 and encodes 110 amino acids. Lineage: Eukaryota; Viridiplantae; Streptophyta; Magnoliopsida; Asparagales; Asparagaceae. The record is from RefSeq and is a predicted model, not a curated record.